Molecule: messenger RNA, 3001 nt
Organism: Sorex araneus (European shrew)
Lineage: Eukaryota; Metazoa; Chordata; Mammalia; Eulipotyphla; Soricidae
Gene: ERG
Product: ETS transcription factor ERG
Exons: 10
Coding region: 109-1548 (479 amino acids)
Biological process (GO): regulation of transcription by RNA polymerase II; cell differentiation
Cellular component (GO): nucleus
Molecular function (GO): DNA-binding transcription factor activity, RNA polymerase II-specific; sequence-specific DNA binding
Source: RefSeq, a predicted model, not a curated record
UAGCACAAUCUCAUCCGCUCUAAACAACCUCAUCAAAACUCCUUUCUGGUCAGCGAGAAGCAAUAAUUAUUAUUAACAUUUAUUAGCGAUCAAUAAACGUGUUGCGUUAUGGCCAGCACUAUUAAGGAAGCUCUAUCGGUGGUGAGCGAGGACCAGUCCCUGUUCGAGUGCGCCUACGGGACCCCGCACCUGCCCAAGGCCGACAUGACCGCCUCCUCCUCUGGAGACUAUGGCCAGACGUCCAAGAUGAGCCCCCGGGUGCCGCAGCAGGACUGGCUGUCCCAAGCGCCCGCCAGGGUCACCAUCAAGAUGGAAUGCAACCCCAACCAGGUGAACGGCUCCAGGAACUCCCCUGAUGAAUGCAGCGUGGCCAAAGGCGGGAAGAUGGUGGGCAGCCCGGACACGGUGGGCAUGAACUACGGCAGCUACAUGGAGGACAAGCACAUGGCCCCCCCCAACAUGACCACGAACGAGCGCAGGGUCAUCGUCCCCGCAGACCCCACGCUGUGGAGCACGGACCACGUGCGGCAGUGGCUGGAGUGGGCGGUGAAGGAGUACAGUCUGCCCGACGUGGACCUCCUGCUCUUCCAGAACAUCGACGGCAAGGAGCUGUGCAAGAUGACCAAGGACGACUUCCAGCGGCUCACCCCGAGCUACAACGCCGACAUCCUGCUCUCGCACCUGCACUACCUCAGAGAGACUCCACUUCCACAUUUGACUUCAGAUGAUGUUGAUAAAGCAUUACAAAACUCUCCACGGUUAAUGCAUGCUAGAAACACAGGGGGUGCAGCUUUCAUUUUCCCCAAUACUUCAGUCUAUCCUGAAGCUACGCAAAGAAUUUCAACUAGGCCAGAUUUACCUUACGAACCACCCAGGAGGUCAGCCUGGACCGGUCAUGGCCAUCCCGCCCCCCAGUCCAAAGCUGCUCAACCAUCUCCUUCCACGGUGCCUAAAACAGAAGACCAGCGGCCCCAGCUAGAUCCUUACCAGAUUCUCGGACCCACCAGCAGCCGCCUUGCAAAUCCAGGGAGCGGGCAGAUCCAGCUGUGGCAGUUCCUGCUGGAGCUCCUGUCGGACAGCUCCAACUCCAGCUGCAUCACCUGGGAGGGGACCAACGGCGAGUUCAAGAUGACGGACCCCGACGAGGUGGCGCGGCGCUGGGGGGAGCGGAAGAGCAAGCCCAACAUGAACUACGACAAGCUCAGCCGGGCGCUGCGCUACUACUACGACAAGAACAUCAUGACCAAGGUGCACGGCAAGCGCUACGCCUACAAGUUCGACUUCCACGGCAUCGCGCAGGCCCUGCAGCCCCACCCGCCCGAGUCCUCGCUCUACAAGUACCCCUCGGACCUCCCCUACAUGGGCUCCUACCACGCCCACCCACAGAAGAUGAACUUCGUGGCUCCCCACCCCCCGGCCCUCCCCGUGACGUCCUCCAGUUUCUUCGCCGCCCCCAACCCGUACUGGAAUUCGCCCACCGGGGGGAUCUACCCCAACACGAGGCUCCCCGCCAGCCACAUGCCUUCUCACCUGGGCUCUUACUACUAAACACCGGAGAAGGGGCCUUUCUCGCCACCCCCCCACCCACCCACCCACCCCCCCUCCGACCCCCCAGUGCCUGCCCCGAGCUCCGUCCGAGAACAUGCGCCCGAAGUGCCUCCUCCACAGGAAGGACAGAGCUGGACCAGGGGCUGGGGGGAGGGGGUGGCGGGAGAGGACCAGAGAACUCUUCCUUAGCGGGAGUCAUGACUCAAGUUUCACGGCAGCCGUCGAGGCGAGGCUCAGACUGGCGUGUCUACGGACUGACCCUCCGUGGACCCACCGUGGAAAAGACAUUGUAAGCCCAAGAACAGUUGUGCCAAAGAAAGGCGUCCCCAGGCGUGUAUAGCCGUGAGCGUCUGGGGUUCUGCCGGUGCAAACCGGGGUGCCCUUGAAGCAAUCGAGAGACCCACACGCUGUCUCGCCCCAUCACCCCCUUAACGAUAACGUCGCCAGGAAAACUACCUGUAUUUAAAAAUCAAAACAUAUCAAAAACACCGGAGAAGAAGAGACCAUGGCCCCCCCCCCCCUCCACUGACGUGUUGGCGGGACUCAUCAGAGCCUGCGCUGGGGGCUGAGUUCGGUUCAUUCCCAUUGGACAGACAGCGGCCUCUCAAACUGUGAAGACGACCCAAGCGUUCCAACUCCUUUAUAGUAUUCCAGGGCCGGGGAGGUGACCCGUGGGGCUGGGGCUGUGAACAGAGAAGGUGUGUGCUUGUGGACAUGAGGGUGAGCGGAGGUGGACCAGGGAGGAGGUGUGGAGGGAGGCGGCCAGCCUGGGGAAGGGACUUCUCCGGCCACCGAGCGUGGCCGUGGGAGCGUGGUGAGAAGCUGGAGGAGGAGUCAGGGCAGUGUGUGUGGCAGGCGUGGAGCUUGUGGGAUCAGGAUGGUAUCACACCGAGUGUCAGGGAUGCGUCAGGACGAGGGGUCGCUGAGACAGGAAGGGGUGGGCCUUGCAUUCGGAAACCAAAACGUGCAUCUCUUUUCUUAAUUGUUGUUCUUUUGUCCAAAGCAAUGGUGUAACUGGAAAUCGUCUGAUCUGGAAAAAAAAAAAACAAAGACACUUUCAGGACCUCAGGGUUCCGGUGGGGGCUGCCAUUCUCCCCCCACGGGGGCCCGGUCAGAGGGGGCCUUCUUGGCCGUCACCAUCGCGGUCACGUUGACUCCUGGGCCAGGCACCGCUGAGGCCCCCUGUUUUCCUUUUGAGUCGCGAACGCUGUGCGUUUGUCAGAAUGAAAUCUCCAAGUCCGUGGUCUUGUUUCCCCCACCCCCUUUUUUAUAUAAUAAUUAUAUAACUUAUGCAUUUAUACACUACGAGUUGAUCUCGGCCAGCCAAAGAUACAACAGAGACAAUCGUGACAUGAUGUGGCCUUGAAUUUUAACUCUGUAUGCUUAAUGUUUACAAUAUGAAGUUAUUAGUUCUUAGGAUGCAGAAUGUAUGUAAUAAAAUAAGCUUGGCCUA